Messenger RNA from Phytophthora infestans T30-4, 774 nucleotides. RefSeq lists its product as uncharacterized. The transcript has a single exon. The record is from RefSeq and is a predicted model, not a curated record. The coding region runs from base 284 to 730 and encodes 148 amino acids. Lineage: Eukaryota; Oomycota; Peronosporomycetes; Peronosporales; Peronosporaceae.
CAACAGCGAACAAAACUUAAGCACCAUAGCGUCACUAUCCGAGACGGACGUAUCCACCGUCGACCGCCCAGUCUUGAGUCGACGGACUUCGCUUCGUGCUCAAGCCGCAUCGCCGCCUUCCCAGCUACAGCUUGAAGAGGAAGAGGGGAUAACGGCAUCUGUCGAGAAGGACAACGCGUCUCCCACAAGAGACGACACCCCUUUGUCGAGUGCUGAGAUGCCAACUCCAGUCCUCCCAAUUCGACAGAACAGUGGAUUAAAGAUGGAGGGGGUAACGUGGGCCAUGACAGCCGACAUGGAACCCAUCGUCCCCAUUCAGGCGGCCGAUGUGGAGCCGAUCUCACCGACACAGACGGCUCCAAAGCUCGGUACUCCCGGGACAAGCCAAACAAGCAAGCGACGCAUCACGUACGCCGCUGACGAGAUCAGUCACCACGCACUCGAUCGUCUAGGAGUGAACCCCGACAUCCUGAAGAAGGAGAAGGGGAUGAAGAAGCUCGGCAUCUGCGAUGGUGACAUCGUCCAAAGUGAAGAACUGCGUCGAUACACUGGAGUCUCUCAGAUGGAGCCGUCGUCCAAAGCUGAGUUUAUGUUUGGCUUCAACGACGAGCAACUACACCGCGAGAGAGCUAUCAAGCGACUGGGUACCACUGAACAGGAGAUCAUGGACGACUACAGCCGCCGAGUUUCUCGCUUGGGCGUGUCGAGCCCGUUUCCCGUCAAGCUAUAAGUUGGCAACAUUGCCAAAAAAGAAAUUCACCUGUGAAUUUUAAA